Poeciliopsis prolifica (blackstripe livebearer) is the source of this 1989-nucleotide messenger RNA. RefSeq names its product minor histocompatibility antigen H13-like. Gene Ontology annotation, biological process: membrane protein proteolysis. NCBI's taxonomy places the organism in Eukaryota, Metazoa, Chordata, Actinopteri, Cyprinodontiformes, Poeciliidae. The record is from RefSeq and is a predicted model, not a curated record. Gene Ontology annotation, molecular function: aspartic endopeptidase activity, intramembrane cleaving. Gene Ontology annotation, cellular component: lumenal side of endoplasmic reticulum membrane; cytoplasmic side of endoplasmic reticulum membrane; membrane.
GAGUGAGACCUCUGCUGCCCUCCGCCCCUCUCUGCUUUAGGAAACGUGGCCUUACCGAGCUCCAGCCGCUCCGGUAGAUGAAUGAGCCUCCCGCACCGCCAGUUCCCGCUUGUCUCUGCCCGUCAGUUCCCGCCGCAGCCUCAGCAGCCCCCCUGUAGAACCUCCACCCGGAACCUCCACCCGGAACCGCCAUGGCAGAGGCAGAACCCGUCCCCGCGGCCGUCCCGAACGCCACGGACUCCAACGAGACCGAGGUGCUGAACGCCACGGCUAAAUUCGUGGCCACCCCGGAGGGAACGGCGCUGGCCUACGGCAGCCUGGUGGUCAUGGCCCUGCUGCCCAUCUUCUUCGGAGCCCUGCGGUCCGUCACCUGCUCCAAGUCCAAGGAGCUCGGAGACGGUGGGUACGACUCUGGGUUCAGAAACUCUGCCGGCCCGGAGACCAUCACCAGCCGGGACGCGGCCCGGUUCCCCAUCAUCGCCAGCUGCACGCUGUUCGGACUCUACCUCUUCUUCAAGGUGUUCUCCCAGGAAUACAUCAACCUGCUGCUGUCCGUCUACUUCUUCGUCCUUGGCGUCCUGGCUCUGUCCCACACCAUGAGUCCUGCCAUGUCCAGAAUCUUCCCAGAGUCGCUCCCCAACAAGCAGUACCAGCUGCUGUUCACGCAGGGUUCUGGAGAGUCCAAAGAAGAAAUAGUGAAUUACGAGUUUGACACCAAGAACCUGGUGUGCCUGCUGAUCAGCAGCGUGGUCGGGCUUUGGUACCUGCUCAAAAAGCACUGGAUAGCCAAUAACGUGUUUGGCCUGGCGUUCGCCCUGAACGGGGUGGAGCUGCUGCACCUGAACAACGUCAGUACCGGCUGCAUCCUGCUGGGGGGGCUUUUCAUCUACGACGUCUUCUGGGUGUUCGGGACCAACGUCAUGGUAACGGUGGCCAAGUCGUUCGAGGCACCAAUUAAAUUGGUGUUUCCUCAGGACUUACUGGAGAAAGGACUGGAGGCCAGUAACUUCGCCAUGCUGGGACUGGGAGACAUCGUCAUCCCGGGCAUCUUCAUCGCCCUGCUGCUGCGCUUCGACGUCAGCCUGAAGAAGAACAGCAGGACGUACUUCUACUCCAGCUUCCUGGCCUACAUCUUCGGUCUGGGCCUCACCAUCUUCGUCAUGCACACCUUCAAACACGCACAGCCCGCCCUGCUCUACCUCGUCCCCGCCUGCGUCGGUUUCCCCGUGGUCGUGGCGCUCUGCAAGGGAGAGCUCACCGAGAUGUUCAGCUACGAGUCACCAGAGGAAGUCCUUCCUGCCUCUCCGCGCAUCACUUCCUUCCCGACUGUCAGCGGCUCUCCUGCAAGCCUGGCUGCAUCCAUGGAAACCUCCCCCCGACACCGCCGUGUUCUUCCCACCUCCAUGUACGAGGAGUCGUCUGAGGAGGCGGAGCCUAAAGAGGAGUCAUCAGAACCUGAGAAGAAAAAGGACCAAUAGCAUUUGUCACUGCCACCCUCCCACCCUGUUACAUUUCACUGAAGCCCCGCCCCUUUGGGAAGGGCGGGGCUUAUAUUGCCAACGUGUUUAUGUCCGGUCUCCAUGGUUACAGCUUCUAUGGUACCGUGAGGGGUGGAGCUUUGUUUCUGCUCGGUGCCUGACUCCUCCUCCUCGCCACAGCUGCAGUCAUAGGAGCACAGAGCUGCUGAGGGGCGGGGCCAGGCGAGUGGGCGGGGCUUGUGUGUCCGGACCAGGAAGCCGUUAAGCCUAAGCUUCCUCAGCGCGUCUCUGCUUCCUGCUUCUGUCCGCUCACCUUUACCUGCUUCAGUUUCACUUUGUUCCUGUAAAAACGUCAGUUUUAAUGUUUCUGAAUGUUUACAGCUUUCCCCCCAAACAUCUGGACAAAUCCAGGAGUUUCCUGUCAGAGCUGAGUCAUGACAUCAAUUCAAACUUUUUAUUUCUGUAUCACCAGUUCAGCAUAAAACGGCAGUGACUCUGUCUGUCUGAGCUC